Molecule: messenger RNA, 1101 nt
Organism: Kuraishia capsulata CBS 1993
Lineage: Eukaryota; Fungi; Ascomycota; Pichiomycetes; Pichiales; Pichiaceae
Exons: 1
Coding region: 1-1101 (366 amino acids)
Source: RefSeq, a predicted model, not a curated record
AUGGCUCCAAAAAUACAGGCGCUGCCAUCUACAGGUGCUCGCGAAGCAGAUGAAUACGACGAGGAGCUAGAUGUCACUAUCUCAAAAGUUGGCCAAGUGGCGACUUCCAAAGUAUCUCCUCAUGUGUUCAGCAUGGCACAGUCCAAGAUUUAUAGCAGAAAGCAUGCAGAUUGGAGGGAUGACUUCGUUAGAGAUGGUUACGCCAUCGUUAAGGGGGCCGUCCCAGAGGAGCGCGCUCUUGCUUACCGCCAGCGAAUGCUCGACUACAUCCAGAGUUUCGACAACCCCGAGUUGGACCUAAACGAUAGAUCUACCUGGAUUGCGCAGAACUUACCUGCCCACGACGAGCACAACAUUUUUUUUUACUACUGUGCCAGCCAUGAAGAUUUUGUGUGGGAUGUGAGAAGGGAACCCGGAGUAGUUGGUGCUUUCUCCAAGCUUUGGGACACCGAGGAAUUGCUUGUAUCGUUUGAUGCAUUCAAUGUCUCGUUUCCAGGGCGUCCAGAUCGUACCCCUUGGGAGAGCUGGCCGCACACUGACCAGUCUCCCUUCAAGAAAGGUUUACACUGUGCACAGGGAAUAGUCAAUUUAAGCAAGGCCCAAGGCCCAGAAGAUGGCAGCUUGAUUGUGGUAAAAGGCUCUCACAAGUUUGUGGAAGAAUUCUAUGAAAAGGACAUUGGUGAGGAAUACUGGGAGCAAGUGGAUUUUUUCGUGUUCUCGCAGGAUCAGCUCCAGAGUUUUUUGGAUAAAGGAUGCGAAGUGGUCAAGCUUGACGUGAAUCCCGGUGACUUGAUUCUGUGGGACUCGAGAACAAUACAUUGGGGUGGAGAACCCUCCCCAAAGAGUGAUACCAUCAGGACUGCUGUGUAUGCCUCCUAUACGCCCAGAUACUUUGCUACAGAUGAUACUAUUCGGGUGAAAGCAAAGAUGUUUGAAAAUUGGAUGGCCACCACUCAUUGGGCUCACGAUAAUCUGAGGCCAAGAAUUGAUAUUCCUCUGCUUCCGGACGGCACCGUGGAUCCGAGAGAUCGUAAAGAGCCAAAAAAUAAACCAGAGAUUACAAACCAGCUACUCAAACUCGCUGGUGUUUGUCCUUACUAG